AUGGGAGGCUGGGAACCAUGGGAGGCUGGGGACCAUGGGAGGCUGGGGACCAGGGAGGACGGGAACCAUGGAGGCUGGGGACCAGGGAGGCUGGGGACCACGGAGGCUGGGGACCAGGGAGGACGGGAACCACGGAGGACGGGGACCAGGGAGGCUGGGGACCAUGGGAGGCUGGGGACCAGGGAGGAUGGGGACCAGGGAGGCUGGGGACCAUGGGAGGCUGGGGACCAGGGAGGCUGGGGACCAUGGGAGGCUGGGGACCAUGGGAGGCUGGGGACCAUGGGAGGCUGGGGACCAUGGGAGGACGGGGACCAGGGAGGACGGGAACCACGGAGGACGGGGACCACGGAGGCUGGGGACCAUGGGAGACUGGGGACCAUGGGAGGCUGGGGACCAGGGAGGCUGGGGACCAGGGAGGCUGGGGACCAUGGGAGGCUGGGGACCAGGGAGGACGGGAACCAUGGGAGGCUGGGACCAUGGGAGGCUGGGGACCAUGGAAGGCUGGGGACCAGGGAGGCUGGGGACCAUGGAGGACGGGGACCAUGGGAGGCUGGGGACCAGGGAGGACGGGAACCAUGGGAGGCUGGGGACUAUGGGAGGCUGGGGACCACGGAGGCUGGGGACCAUGGGAGGCUGGGGACCAUGGGAGGCUGGGGACCAGGGAGGACGGGAACCAUGGGAGGCUGGGGACCAGGGAGGACGGGAACCAUGGGAGACUGGGGACCAUGGAGGACGGGGACCAUGGGAGGCUGGGGACCAUGGGAGGCUGGGGACCAGGGAGGACGGGAACCAUGGGAGGCUGGGGACCAUGGGAGGCUGGGAACCAUGGAGGACGGGGACCAUGGAGGACAGGGACCACGGAUGCUGGUGACCAGGGAGAGUGGGGACCAUGGGAGGCUGGGAACCAUGGAGGACGGGGACCAGGGAGGCUGGUGA
Molecule: messenger RNA, 936 nt
Organism: Oncorhynchus kisutch (coho salmon)
Lineage: Eukaryota; Metazoa; Chordata; Actinopteri; Salmoniformes; Salmonidae
Product: S-antigen protein-like
Exons: 1
Coding region: 1-936 (311 amino acids)
Source: RefSeq, a predicted model, not a curated record